AUGCGAGCAAUAGAGCAGAGGAGAGGAAGCGAGAAGAAGAGAGGAAGCAAGAAGAAGAGAAGAAGCGAGAAGAAGAGAGGAAUCGAGAAGUUUAGAGGGAUGCAGAAUCAAAUGAGGUGGAUUCAAAUGAGGAAUCGAGUAAGGAAUCAGUGGAGGAAUCAGAUGAGGCUUCAGAGGAGGAAGUAG
Molecule: messenger RNA, 186 nt
Organism: Arabis nemorensis
Lineage: Eukaryota; Viridiplantae; Streptophyta; Magnoliopsida; Brassicales; Brassicaceae
Source: the annotation of a GenBank genome assembly